Tarenaya hassleriana is the source of this 679-nucleotide messenger RNA. RefSeq lists its product as uncharacterized. The transcript has 4 exons. The coding region runs from base 195 to 491 and encodes 98 amino acids. The record is from RefSeq and is a predicted model, not a curated record. Gene Ontology annotation, cellular component: EKC/KEOPS complex. NCBI's taxonomy places the organism in Eukaryota, Viridiplantae, Streptophyta, Magnoliopsida, Brassicales, Cleomaceae.
CAUUCCAUCUGGUUUGAGACGUUCAAUUCAAUUCUUCCGUUUGUCUAAUUUGCUCUUCGUAAUUGCUGUCCGCCUGCUCUGGUUCUUCCUAAUCGGUUGUCUGUCGUGUCUGUGCUCCUUAUCCGAUGGCAAAUCUUACGGAUUCGAUUACCUGAAUCUUGGGUCCGUGGCAUAUCGAGGAAUUUCGAUCGCCCAUGCCCGAAAGCCUCCGAUCUUUCUCUCGUGUAUCUGGGUUUCCUUUGAAUGACCUGGAUGUGAAUUUCGAGUCGGAAGAACAUGCUCUGAUAGCUUACACGGCAUUGGCCGUUGAUAAGGAGUUGCAACCAGACAAGGUGAGAAGGCUGAUAUCGGUGUCUAAGAGCAAGCUUUCUGUGCACUUUGAAGCAGCGGAGGCAAGGUUUCUUCGUGCAUCGUUCUCUGCCUUUGUAGAUGUUCUUACGCUGGCAGCAAGGACGAUCCAAGAAUUCGGACAAACCGAAACCACAAUGUGAAAAAAGUUUGCAUCUUUUUCCCCUCGUUGCCCAUCAAAGACUCGGAAUCGCAGAGUGAAUCAGCUUAGUGUUCUGUCCUUUGUUCUUGAACAAUGUAUAUGAUCAUUGGUUACUGAAUCCAGAAAUGCAAAAGACGAAAAAUUCAUUAUUCUCAGUUUGAAAAUCAAUUUAAUUCUCUCUUUUGACUA